CGCUUGCGCACUACAGAGGCGUACGCCGCCAGACCUCAUCAGGAUUCCGGGUCCUUGUGAAGGGCGGUCCAGGCGACAGCGUUCCAACCGAAUAUGCCUCUAUAGUCGGCCGGGGAUAAGCCGGGCGGGGGUAAGAAUCUGUUCUGCGUGGGUUGUCACGGUGCCCUGGAAAGCUGCCGGAAUCAUCGCGCCCCCGCUCCGGAAGUGAGCAGCUUCUGGCGCGGUGCAUUGUGGGGGGCGUAGUCCUCCUUCCCAGGCGGUCCUUCGCGGCGUCCCCGGGGCCGACUCCGGAGCGCAGGCGGGCGGCCGGGCGGGCGGCGCAGCGCGGGCCGGCGGGAAGCGUAUUCUGGGCACGGGGCGCCGGGCCGGGCCGGCCGCGUCGGGCGGCAGUAGUGGGAGGCCGCCUAAAGGCCCCGCGCGGCGCCGCCCGUCGAGGGGCGGGCGGCGGCAGACAGACCGGGCCGUCGAAGGGCUCAGGAGGCCGGUGGGCCGGGCCGAGGCGGGCCGCGCGGCGCAGCCAUGCCAGGCUUUACGUGCUGCGUGCCGGGCUGCUACAACAACUCGCACCGGGACAAGGCGCUGCACUUCUACACGUUUCCCAAGGACGCCGAACUGAGGCGCCUGUGGCUCAAGAACGUGUCCCGUGCUGGCGUCAGUGGGUGCUUCUCCACCUUCCAGCCCACCACGGGCCAUCGUCUCUGCAGCGUCCACUUCCAGGGCGGACGCAAGACCUACACGGUGCGCGUCCCCACCAUCUUCCCGCUGCGCGGCGUCAACGAGCGCAAAGUAGCACGCAGACCCGCGGGGGCCGCAGCCGCCCGCCGCAGGCAGCAGCAGCAGCAGCAGCAGCAACAGCAGCAGCAGCAGCAACAGCAGCAGCAGCAGCAGCAGCAGCAGCAGCAACAGCAGCAGCAGCAACAGCAGCAGCAACAGCAGCAGCAGCAGCAGCCGUCAGCCUCCACUGCCCAGGCCUCCCAGCUGCAGCCGAACCUGGUGUCUGCCUCUGCUGCUGUGCUCCUCACCCUUCAGGCCGCUGUAGACAGCAGCCAGGCCUCGGGGUCCGUGCCCCCAGCGCCCACCACUCCCACCGGCGAAGACGUGAAACCCAUCGACCUGACCGUGCAAGUGGAGUUCGCCGCUGCAGAGGGCGCAGCCGCCGCAGCCGCCGCGUCGGAGCUAGAGGCUGCUACGGCAGGGCUGGAGGCCGCAGAGUGCCCUAUGGGUCCCCAGUUGGUGGUGGUGGGGGAAGAGGGCUUCCCUGAUACUGGCUCCGAUCACUCAUACUCCUUGUCGUCAGGGACCACGGAGGAGGAGCUCCUGCGCAAGCUUAACGAGCAGCGGGACAUCCUGGCGCUGAUGGAGGUGAAGAUGAAGGAGAUGAAAGGUAGCAUCCGCCACCUGCGUCUCACCGAGGCCAAGCUACGAGAAGAACUCCGUGAGAAGGAUCGGCUGCUGGCCAUGGCUGUCAUCCGAAAGAAGCACGGAAUGUGAAUGGGUCCCCCUUCGGCUUGCUGGACUCCUGGACCCCUCUCAGCCUACAGGGACCUUAGGCCGCUGCUGUUGAACUCCCCUAUAAUCCUGGGGCACUGGUUGACAGUACUGAAGCUUAGGGCAGCUGGACUCUCUUGCUGGUGACCUGGCACCCUGUCUUGUUUUCUCCUGAAGCAAGGUCCUGAAGUCUGGGACCUCAGACUCUGUACAGGUGACACCAGCAAUUAUGACUUUAUCCCCCACUCCCCACCUCACCCCCAGUUUAUGUUGCAGGUUCUGGUUAAGCAGAGGCUUCAGAACCACUGAACUUGAAAAUUACCCACUCAGGAUGCAGGUCGGAUGCCCAAGACUAUGGGUUUGGGAAGACAACACCUUGAGGUUGGCCAGCAUUGAGACAACUCUUCCGUGUGUAGUGAUAAGAGAUCCAAGUAACAUCAGUUCUCCUUUUCGUGCUUUUCCUUCCCAGGUGCAGCCUGUGAUUCUAAUGGGGACUGGCAGAUCUGUGCCUCUGCCUAUAAGGACCUCCCUCCCCAGGAGGCCAUCUACAAGGGGAUCUAGGUGACCUGCUGAUGAAGAUCCAGCUUGCCAGGGACUUAGGUUUAUCCUGUUAUGUUUGCUACUGGUUACAAA
Zalophus californianus (California sea lion) is the source of this 2121-nucleotide messenger RNA. RefSeq names its product THAP domain containing 11 (gene THAP11). Lineage: Eukaryota; Metazoa; Chordata; Mammalia; Carnivora; Otariidae. Gene Ontology annotation, molecular function: RNA polymerase II cis-regulatory region sequence-specific DNA binding. The transcript has a single exon. Gene Ontology annotation, cellular component: nucleoplasm. The record is from RefSeq and is a predicted model, not a curated record. Gene Ontology annotation, biological process: regulation of transcription by RNA polymerase II. The coding region runs from base 520 to 1491 and encodes 323 amino acids.